Pedinophyceae sp. YPF-701 is the source of this 1077-nucleotide messenger RNA. NCBI's taxonomy places the organism in Eukaryota, Viridiplantae, Chlorophyta, Pedinophyceae. The record is from the annotation of a GenBank genome assembly.
AUGGGGCAGUCCACGUCGACGGAGCCGCCCCGCGACCUCGCGGGCAAGGUCGCUGUCGUCACGGGCGCGACCUCGGGCAUCGGUCUCGAGACCGCGAAGGCCCUGGCGCACCGCGGCGCCCACGUCAUCCUCGCCUGCCGACGCCCGGAGGCGGCGAGCAGGGUGUGCGACGAGAUCCGAGGCGCCCGCACUGACGUCAAGAUCGAGGUCGGUCCGAAGCUGGACGUGGGCGACCAGGCCUGCGUGCGCGCCUUUGCAAAGGACCUCGCCAAGGCCCACAAGAAGAUAGACAUCCUGGUGAACAACGCGGGGACGAAUGCCGAGAAGGGCGAGGAGUGGUACACGCCGGACGGCGUCGGGGGCCUCGCGCAGAUCAACUACCUCGGCCCGUACACGCUGACGCGGCUGCUGGAGCCCACGCUGCUGGCCAGCGCGCCCUGCCGCGUGGUGAACGUGGCGUCCGUGACGCACCGGUUCGCGUUCAUCAAGAGCGCGGAGGACUUCCUGAUGAAGUUCAAGUACGGCCAGUACGCCCACACGAAGCUCGCCAACGUCCUGUUCGCGUACGAGCUCCAGCGUCGGCUCGGCCCGCGGGGCGUGCAGUCCUGCGCGGUGGACCCCGGGGGAGUUCGGACCAACAUCUGGUCGACGCGGGAGUCCCUCUCGAAGGGCCCGAUCAAGGCGGUCAUCAACGCGUGCUACGCGCCGCCCGCGGACGGCGCCCAGGCGGUCAUCCACGCCGCCACGUGCGACUGGGACGCCGACGCCCCCACCGGACGCCACGCCGUCGCGGGCCCCGAGAACGACCUGCGGUACUACGCGCGUGGGACGUUCGCGUGGCCCGCGACGACGAGCGUGCCUGGCGCCGGCAGCCGGGGCAUCCUGGGGGCGGUGAUGGGGGGUGUGCAGGCGUGGUCGAUCCUCAACAUGAGUCUCGUGGACUGGCCGCUGAGGGCGGCGACGGGCGGCCGGGUGGCGGGGACGACCAAGGCCGUGCGAUCCGCGAAGAUCACGUACGACGAGCGCCUCGCGAAGGAGCUGUGGGACCGGUCGGCGCGCAUCGCUGGCGUGCCGUGA